Molecule: messenger RNA, 3539 nt
Organism: Neurospora tetraspora
Lineage: Eukaryota; Fungi; Ascomycota; Sordariomycetes; Sordariales; Sordariaceae
Product: F-box/WD-40 repeat-containing protein
Exons: 2
Coding region: 282-3230 (982 amino acids)
Molecular function (GO): protein binding
Source: RefSeq, a predicted model, not a curated record
ACCCGCCGCCCGCCAUACCCGCCCACCAUCGAUCCGUCCCGUCAUCUCCAUCGCAUCGUCGACUAGGUGGCCCUGUGCAUUAGUCAAAGAGCCAGUCAAGACUAGAGAUGCCCUAACUGGCUGCCAAUCCCUUUCAGGCUCCUGCUUCUUCCAUUUUCAUCAACAAGCCCCCCCCAUUCUACGGAGCUUUCCCCGGCCGACAACCUAGACCCUCAGCGACCCCCAUUCAGCUUCCCGCUUCUCCGCUCUUCCAUCUCGCGAAACCCGAAUUACCAAACAACAUGGCCGGCUUUCCUCCACGGAACCAACACCACAUCCAGCCCGAUGAAGGCUACUCGGAAGACCCUCUGAAUCCCCAGGCCAAUUCCUCCUGCCUCAAAUCCCGCGACACCUCUCCUUGCCCCCAUCCAUCGUCGCGCCAAGCCUCGGACAUCCCACCCUGGCUGAUCCAACACAUCUCGGGCCUCUCCAUGGAAAACAAGACAGAACUCGCCAUGGCGCUCCUCAACGACCUCCCCACGAGCGUCAUCUCUCAAAUCGUCGAAACACAACUCUAUCCCCGACUGUACAUCGACUUUGUGCGCUAUCUCCCAGCCGAAAUAUGUCUAAAGAUUCUGGGGUACCUCGACCCCAUCUCCCUCAUCAAUGUCGCCCGCGCCUGCCGAGUUUGGUACGAGCUUGCCAUGGAUAGAAAGCUAUGGCAGCAUCUUUACUACAUGGAGGGCUUUAAGGCUCUGAUGGAUGAGAUUGCUGCCGCCGAAGAAAAGAUGAACCAGACUCCCAUACCCACCCCCAGCCAUCUUGAGCAAUACCGAUCCGAAGAAGACGGACAUGUCCACAAGAGGAGGGCCAUUGCCAAGGCAUCACCCCCCAUGUUGCCCGCUGACGAGGAUACCAAAAUGUCCCUGGGUGAUGAGCCUUCCGAUAUCGAUAUGGCGGGUUCGAGUAUCUUUGGUGGUGGUGGUUCCGGUGUAGCCCGCUCGCGGACGAGUGAGCACGGCGAUUUCAACGGGAGAGGUAGACGAGUGGACAAGGGAAAGGGACGGGCCAUGAGCCCACCGCCGCAGCAGUCUGCUACCACACGUUACAGAGACAGCAUGACUCACAAGAUCCCCGUCCUUCCCGGAACAUUGCAAAAGACGACUAUGUGGUGGUGGGACGCCAACGAUCGCCGAUACAAGAUCGACUGGAAGUAUCUGUAUACUAUGCGCCGGCGACUCGAGGCCAACUGGGAGCACGGCAAAUACACAAACUUCCAGCUACCCCAUCCGGACUAUCCCGACGAAGGCCACCGCGAAUGCAUCUACAGCAUCCAGUAUAACCCCCAGUUCCUCGUCAGCGGCAGCAGGGAUCUCACCAUCAAGGUGUGGGACAUGACGAGCAGACGUUGCUUGCGGACGCUCAAGGGUCACCGUCGCUCCGUUCUCUGUCUCCAGUUCGACUCGAGCCCGGACGAGGACAUAAUCGUUUCUGGCAGCUCCGAUUCCGAUGUCAUCAUCUGGCGCUUUUCCACCGGAGAAAUAAUCGAGGUGCUCCGCCACGCCCACCAGGAAUCCGUUCUCAACGUCAAGUUUGACAAGCGCAUCCUGGUAACAUGCUCCAAGGACAAAACCAUCAAGGUCUUUAACCGAAGGCCGCUUCGUCAUGGCGACCUGGGCUAUCCCAUCGACCAAGUCGGUACAACCGUCAAUGUAGGCUACAAUAUUCCCCCAGGUAUCGAGGACGCGCCUGUAAUAGCGCCGUGGACCAUGAUUGGCACCCUCAUUGGCCAUAGCGCGGCUGUCAAUGCAGUGCAGAUUCACGAAAGAGAAAUCGUUUCUGCCAGUGGCGACCGAUACAUCAAGGUAUGGGACUGGCCCACCCAAGACGUCCAACGUACCAUCAUAGGACACCACAAGGGCAUAGCCUGUGUACAGUAUGAUGGCCGGCGUAUUGUCAGCGGUAGCAGUGACAACGAAGUCAAGAUUUUUGAUUGCCAGACGGGUCUGGAGGUGACGACUCUGAAGGGCCACACGGCGCUGGUGCGGACAGUACAAGCCGGGUUUGGCGACCAUCCGUACAGCGUAGAGGAAGACUUGAUCAAAGCCAAGGAGGUCGACAAGGCUUAUUACCAGGCUGUGGAAGCAGGCGAGAUUGACGAAAACGACAAUCAGAGGACACGUCGCAAGACCAAUGCUGGCUCUAGCAAACCGCAGGACGUUUGCGCGACUGGAGCCAAGCUACCACCCGGCGGCGGCGGUGGCAGGUUUGGUCGUAUCGUUAGUGGAAGCUACGACACCACCAUUAUCAUCUGGAGGAGGGAUUCGGAGGGUGUAUGGCGGCCACAGCAUCACCUCAGACAUGAACAGGCUGCUGAAGCGGCUUCGAGACGAGACGACGGGCCGCCCGAUGUGCCUGGCAGGAUUCCACUGCAUCCAAGCAUGCGUUCUGGGUUGACUGCAGCGAGCAUGCCCGCGCCUACAAACCCUCACACAGCUGCUGGCUCCUCGCGGACCGCAAGUGCUCCUCCUGGACCCGUGGCUGGAAGGGCGCCCGAGCCACUGGACCCAGCUACCCUGCUUGAAUACGAGCAGAUGGUACACGGCGCUGUCCAAAGCGGCCCAACGGCUUUUAGAAAUCUUCUUCAGGCUCGCCCCGAGAUUAUCUCUCUACGCCACAUGGUGGACCGAGCGCUCAACCGGCAGUCCGACCCGAACUUGCGGGCUCAGUUGCGAACUGCGUGGACUGGUGCUCAUAUUCAGAAUCAGUGGAACCACGGUCGGACUCGAAGUGAAUUAACCCGCAACCAAGAAAAUGUCAUGGCUGCUAACGCUGCUGCUGCUGCUGCUGCUGCUGCUACUGGCAGCAACGGCGUCAUUGGGACCGGUACGGCAACGGCAACGGCAACGGCAACGGCAACAGCGGCAGCAGCAGCACUGGCGGCAGGAGCAGCGGCAGGCCAACCUGUUGUCACGCAAGUCUCGCUACCACAGGUGCCGGUUGCUCCAGCGGAUGCUGUCAUAGCAGCACCAGCGCAACAACCUCAGCUCCCGCCUAUGGCAGGUGGGCGUCAUCAUCCGCAUAUCCCCACAGCACCGGCUGAAGAAAAUGCGCCGAGGGUGUUUAAGUUGCAGUACGAUGCCCGGAGGAUUAUCUGUUGUAGUCAAACCAGUUACAUCGUCGGGUGGGAUUUCUGUAACGGCGACAAGGAGUUGGAGGAGGCUAGUCGGUUCUUUGAUACCGUGCAGUAAUUCGAGCGUGUUUUAGGGGGCAAGUUUCUUCUGUAGUUUAGUACCCAGCUGUUUAGGACGGGACGUCAUUGUCAAAAGUUAGCCCAGUUUGGUAGUACAGAUUGUAUGGAGCACAGGCGUUGGAUGGUUAGUGCCAGGUCACAAGAUCAUGGCAAGGAGUCUUGUUAUUUUUGCGAACGCGCAUCAUUGUUAUUAGGUAUUGUUUACGAACUUGACGAUAGUCGUGUUGGCUAUUCUCAUGGAAUUUAGCCAUAGAGCAGGGCAGGGUAUGUGCUCAAUGGAAGUGUUGUUAUCUGUAUUUGAAUGCUU